Molecule: messenger RNA, 1125 nt
Organism: Penaeus indicus
Lineage: Eukaryota; Metazoa; Arthropoda; Malacostraca; Decapoda; Penaeidae
Product: retinol dehydrogenase 12-like
Exons: 5
Coding region: 1-600 (199 amino acids)
Source: RefSeq, a predicted model, not a curated record
AUGCAGUAUUCAAAGAGGAAACUCGUCCCGCCCAAUGGUGUGAUGAUGUGCCCCUACAGCAAGACGGAGGACGGCUUCGAGCUGCAGAUGGGCACAAACCACCUUGGGCAUUUCCUCCUAACCAACCUCCUGCUCCCUCUGCUCACCCACUCCGAGGAGGCGCGCGUGAUCACCCUCAGUUCUUUGGCCCAUUCCUAUGGCAUUAUUCCCUUCGACGACAUGACGUACGAAAAAGGCUUCGACCGCAACCAGUCGUACGCGAACAGCAAGGUGGCCAAUAUCCUGUUUACGCGCCAUCUUGCGAAGAAGGUCAAAGGCACGAAGAUCAAGGUCUUCUCUCUGCACCCGGGGGUCGUGCAGUCCAACCUCUGGAGGCACGUGGCGGGGACUUUCGCGUCCUCCUGGUACGCUGCGCUCAUCUCCAAGAGCAGCGUGGAAGGCGCUCAGACCACUCUGCAUUGCGCUCUUGAAGCAGAGCAGGAUGACUAUAGUUAUUACUUCAGUGACUGCGCGGCAGGUAUUGCUUCAGCAAUUGCCAGGAACGACAAGAUAGCCGAGCGACUGUGGCAGGUGUCGGAGAAGAUGGUUAAGCUUAAGUAAGAAAUUAGAGAAAUAGUAAGAGAGAGCGAGAGGAGAUUCGAAAAAGACCGGCAGACAAGGGCCUAAUCAGUUCUCUUACCAUUAGGCAGUGGCGUCUGAAUCCAGUGCUGUCAUUUUUCUAACUUCACUGAAUGUUUACAGUUAGAUCAGGCUUCAUGUUAACUGGCUUUGGAGAAGAGCAGGCGUCCUGUUCGUGUAUACAGAACUUGAAAUGUUCACUGAUCCCGAGGCAGCAUUGCCAGACGUACUCUCAGCGGAAAACAUAAGAGAAAACCGAUUAUUUUGGACAAUAAUGAUAAUGACAGUGAUGAUAAUAAUGCCAUAUUAAUGAAGCUAUUAGUAAAGAUUAUCAUUAUAAAAAUUAUGUUAAUAUUGAUGCUAAUAAUAGCAUUAAUAUUGAUGAUAAUAAUGUCAUUAACGUUGAUGAUAAUAAUAACAUUAAUAUUAAUGAUUAUAAUGACAAUAACUAUAAUAAUAAUAACUACAACAACAGUGAUAAUAACUGCAAAGAUACGGUCCUAGGGA